Messenger RNA from Dibothriocephalus latus, 951 nucleotides. The record is from the annotation of a GenBank genome assembly. NCBI's taxonomy places the organism in Eukaryota, Metazoa, Platyhelminthes, Cestoda, Diphyllobothriidea, Diphyllobothriidae.
AUGGCAUCGGGAAAUUUACAAUCGUUUAUUGUGGCAAUUGAAAAAGCUGAAACAUGUCCUGCACAGAUAAAACUAAUCGAAAAGCAUGCUGAUUUAAUUAAGCGCAAUGCUUCUAAUAUGGAUGGUGUUCUUGAACGAUUUGGCGUCCAAAAGUGGACAUGCCUUCACGCUGCUGUUAUUCGAGCUAAACUUUCUCUGACAACUCAGGUAGACUCAGAGCUCCUCAUAUCCCAAACCCGAAGUCUGUUUCUCCAUUGCAAUGUUGAACAUCUCCGAGAGAUAAAGCCAGUUGUGUGCUCUAUCUGUCGCGAAUUUACUCUCUACCUCACGUCUCGUUCCAUGGCUAUACGCGGAAUACCGAUCCUUCUCAUGGCUAUUGAGAAAGUUCGGAAUUCACCAGAGCAGUUGACGUCUAUCCAUGCCGAUCUUGCGCUUUCGGCCAAAUGUUUUAAGCCCGUUAUUCCUCUUCUUGAUACUGAUAUCCUCGACUCGGAAUGUGACAAAAACGCAUUCGGUUUACAAGAUGCCCUUUUGUACUUCUACUAUGGGGGCAUGAUCUAUGGUGCACUCCGGAAGUGGGAUCGAUCGCUGCACUUUUUCAACAUGUACCCUCCUGAUGGAGUAUAUCUCGAGUCCCUUCACUCCCUCAUGCCUACUCGUCAGGGUACCUUUGACAAGUAUAGGUCCCUCUCCAGUGCCUUCUCGUCCACAGAUCCUGCUACCCUGGCUAGAGUUAUUGAAACUGAAGCGGAUACAUUCAAGGCGGACAAAAAUUUCGGCCUUGUAAAGCAGCUGCUUGACCGGCACAUCAAGUGUCGUAUCCAAAAUCUGACCAAGGUAGGCUUUAUGCAUCAUCUUCUCAUCCUUCAUUCUCAUUCGCCCCCUUUUAAAUUCUUAUACUUUUGGUUUCUGGGAUUUCUGUCAGCCGAUCCUGUCCAUCUGACAGGCUAG